GACCCCGCGCGGUAAAAGCGCCAAGUUUUGGAUUCAGCUGUGGACGUAUGCUUAUUUUACAGUGCGUUGAUACCAAUUGCAUUUAGCGAUGUCUUUGACGAACUUAUUACCUGCUCCCACCCAGGUGGUGUGGGACAGGGAGGACGAGGCACGUGAACAGAAAUUGCGCCAGAGACCAGUCUCAGCAUUGGUCAAAGCCGUUGUUACUGCACCACCUUAUGGACAGCGACGAGGAUGGGUGCCACGCAAUCCAGAAGACUUUGGAGAUGGAGGAGCUUUUCCUGAAAUCCACGUUGCACAAUAUCCACUUGGAAUGGGGAUGAAAGGUAAAGAAUCGACAAGCAAUGCCUUGGCGAUACAACUUGACGCUCAGGGAAAAGUAAAAUAUGAUCUUAUAGCGAGACAAGGUCAUAGUAAAGAUAAAAUUGUCUAUAGCAAGUUGACAGAUUUACUGCCAUCAGAAAUUACAAACGAGGAAGAUCCUACUCUGCAACGACCUCUUGAUGAUGAAAUUGAUGAAAUUACGGAUAAGACAAAGAAAGCAUUAGAAAAAAUAACAAGAUCAAAGAUUGCAGCAGCUAUGCCUGUGAGAUGUGCUGAGAAACAAGCUCCAGCUCAAUAUAUACGUUAUACACCAUCGCAACAAGGACAGUCAUUUAACUCAGGUGCAAAGCAGAGAGUCAUCAGAAUGGUAGAAGCACAAAUAGAUCCCUUGGAACCACCAAAGUUCAAAAUUAAUAAAAAGAUUCCACGGGGACCUCCGUCUCCUCCAGCGCCUGUCAUGCAUUCUCCCACGAGAAAAGUGACCGUAAAGGAACAAAAAGAAUGGAAAAUCCCACCAUGCAUAAGUAAUUGGAAAAAUGCAAAGGGUUAUACAAUUCCAUUAGACAAACGUCUUGCUGCAGAUGGUCGAGGUUUGCAGCAAGUUCACAUUAAUGAGAACUUUGCCAAGCUAGCAGAAGCUCUUUAUAUUGCUGACAGGAAAGCCCGUCAAGCUGUCGAAAUGCGUGCGCAGUUAGAGAAGAAAUUAGCUCAAAAGGAAAAAGAAAAGAAGGAGGAUCAUUUGAGGCAACUCGCACAAAAGGCCCGAGAAGAGCGCGCCGGCUUGAAAUCUGCUGCCACAUUAGAUAAGGCUGAAGAAUCGCGCGAGAGAGAUCAGCUUAGACAAGAGCGACACAAGGAUCGCGCUCGCGAACGUAAUUUGGCUCGUGCCGCACCUGACAAACGCUCUCGUUUGCAACGCGAACGCGAGCGUGAUAUUAGCGAACAAAUCGCUCUCGGUUUACCUGCGAAAAACAUUCCUAAUACGGGAGAGGCGCAAUUCGAUCAGCGUCUCUUUAAUACUAGUAAAGGAAUGGAUAGCGGUUAUGGACACGAUGACGAAUAUAACGUCUAUGAUAAACCAUGGAAAGAUGGCAAUUCCAUUGCUUCGCACAUUUAUCGUCCCAGCAAGAAUAUCGAUAAAGAUACAUAUGGAGACGAUCUGGAAAAAUUGGUUAAGACAAACAGAUUUGUUCCUGAUAAGGAAUUUAGUGGAACUGAUAGAUCAGUCACGCGAUCGGGACCAGUUCAGUUUGAGAAAGACGAAGAAGAUCCUUUCGGUCUGGAUCAGUUCUUGAAGCAAGCUAAGCGCGCCAGUAGCUCGACUACAACAACAACAAAACGCAAAGAAGAACGAGACCAACGUAGAGACGAUCGUGAUAAACGAAGGAAGCAUUAAGCAUUUUGCGAAAGUUUUUUAAAAAUUUAUUCCGUAUUAUAGCGAGAAUAUAUUGUACACUCAUAUUUUAGUGUUACAAAAAUAAUAGUGGACAUGAUGUUUCGCCAUCGUAUUAGAAUGGGGAAUCACAGUUUAAUCUUUAAUUAUUGCUAAUUUGUAGAAAAAAAUCUUAUAUGACAUAUAAAUUACAGCUAAUAAAAUUUGCGGAUAUUGCUAUGUCAUUGUAUUUACACUUCCUUUUAAUAAAGCAAAAUUUCUUUA
Messenger RNA from Pogonomyrmex barbatus (red harvester ant), 1981 nucleotides. It is a transcript of the gene Bx42, whose product is annotated as Puff-specific protein Bx42. The record is from RefSeq and is a predicted model, not a curated record. Lineage: Eukaryota; Metazoa; Arthropoda; Insecta; Hymenoptera; Formicidae. Gene Ontology annotation, biological process: mRNA splicing, via spliceosome. Gene Ontology annotation, cellular component: spliceosomal complex.